AUGGUUCUUAACAUCAAUGCCAAGGAUAUUACCUGGUUUCAUGAUCCAGAUGACAACACCCCACUGCCCAGUACUUCUUGCAUGUCUUUUCCAUCCCCUGCCAUCAUCAUUGCAGGAUCACGUCGCUCUGCACAUGUUCCACACCCUGUGUCCAAACUUACUGACCCCAAUAAUGCUGUUUUGGGCAAAUGCAAGGCUACCCAUCAAGUGGUUGUUAGUGAGAGCAAGGACAAGUCCAACGAGGAAGCAGUGGCUGAAGUCCCUGAAUGGGAUGAUGAUGAGGACACAUAUACCAAUGAUGCAGAUGUCGAUGAUGCCCCCCCAUCAACAUACCAGCAAACUAAAGACAUGGGUGACACAGACUGUGAGGGUGACAAGCAACAUAAAAGUGACUUGACAGCAGAUAUUUGGACCAUUUUCACCUGUGAAGAGAAAGCUAUCAACCCUGAUACUGGCAAGGAAGAGGACAGGCACUGGUGUGAGGUUUGCAAGGCAAAUGGGGUUGCCCACAAGUUUAGUUUUUUGAAGGGCAGUGUCACUUCCCUUCAUGCUCAUAUUCGGAGGCAUAAGGAUCAUACAAAACUCUAUAAAGAUUGCUGCUGCAAGCACAGAAUUCAGCCACAUGUGCAUGUGCUACCUUUGGAUGACAUCCUCUCUAAUCAGAAGACUUUGGACAGCACAGUUGUAAAAGAGCAUCGUGCACCAGCAUUCACUACUGCUGGAUUGCUGGACUACAUCGUGGAACUGAUCGUUGCCAAAGAUGAAGCCUUCCAACUUGUGGAUAAGGGUGCUUUUCAGCAACUUCUCACAUACACUCACCCAGGUCUCUCUGAGAAAUAUAUCCCAUGCCAUCAUAAAAUUGGGUGGUUUACAGCUGACAAUGCUAUGAACAAUGAUUUGGCACUCAAGACAUUUGCCAAAGUUGUCCCUGAAGCUGGGAUUGAAGACUAUUGCCAUUUUUCACAGGCCGUUGGACCUAUGAGCGGCUCACAGCUUCUUAAACAGCUGAAACAUGUUCUUAAAAAUGCUAAUGAAGAUGAUGAAGACCUAGAUGAACUUAAUGUGGAGAUGGAGCAGGAACUUGGUGGCGUCAAUGAUGACAAUUCAGACACAUCUGAUGCACUUGGUAAGGCUCUUGCACUCAUCAUACAGAUUCAAAAGUCACCUCAAGCUUGGGCUUUUUUCUGCCAAUCAUGUGCAGAGGUCAAUGUACCUGUCCUUGAACUUUUACAAUGGGGUGUCAACCACUUUGUAUGUCUUGCUGAUGAUAGUGAUGAAGUGCCAAAUUUGCAAAAGAAGCAGUAUUCUGACUUUAAGUUAAGUCAGAGUGACUGGUUCCAGUUUUCACUUCUCCACAAAGUCCUUCAGGAGCCUGCCAAUGCCACCCAGAGUUUCUCCAGCUCGAAAGACCCAACAGUCUGUGUGGCUGAUGCAUUACAUGCUGGUCUCGAGAAUUUGGGCAAGUGGAGCCAAAAAACAGACCAGACAGACAUCUACUUCAUUUGCUUAGGUCUGUCUCCACACACAAUACUUUCAUUAACUAACACUUAUGUUGAACAGCUCUUGAUCCUAACUAUAAACUCAAACAAGAAAAAACUCGAAGCCACAUUUGAUCAGUAUCAUGCACCUGUUGCAGCUACCCCUCAGCCAUCACCGUCACCCAUUCCAGAGUCCAGCAAAUGA
This is a messenger RNA of Suillus subaureus, 1683 nucleotides long. RefSeq lists its product as uncharacterized. The transcript has 13 exons. The coding region runs from base 1 to 1683 and encodes 560 amino acids. The record is from RefSeq and is a predicted model, not a curated record. NCBI's taxonomy places the organism in Eukaryota, Fungi, Basidiomycota, Agaricomycetes, Boletales, Suillaceae.